Messenger RNA from Sardina pilchardus (European sardine), 2674 nucleotides. RefSeq names its product nuclear GTPase SLIP-GC-like. The coding region runs from base 175 to 2262 and encodes 695 amino acids. Gene Ontology annotation, molecular function: GTPase activity. Lineage: Eukaryota; Metazoa; Chordata; Actinopteri; Clupeiformes; Clupeidae. The transcript is spliced from 19 exons. The record is from RefSeq and is a predicted model, not a curated record.
UUUCCUGUCAUCAACAACGGCCGUCAUUGUAAGGUGAAAAAGUCUACCGAAUUUUCUACUCAAUAGACGACACAGAAAGAUGGCACAAAGGAAUCCUCAAGUUGGAAACACUGUUUUUUGGAACAACACUCCUACAGAGGGAUAAAUGACGCAAACCAGAUAUUUGAAGACGUUAUGAAGAAGAUAGAAGCGGAUGCUAAUGAGGAAACUGAUGCUUUCAGUCAGUACAUCAGGUCUUUAAUAAAAGAUCCAAAGUCCAAGAAGACCAAAGUGGGAGUGAUUGGUCGAACAGGUGUUGGGAAGAGCUACCUGAUAAACACCAUCCUGGGAGAGAAAGUGCUGCCCUCAGGAUCAGAAUUAGCCUGCACCUCUGUGAUCAUUCAAGUGGAGGCCAACGACCCACAAAAGACCGACUUCACUGCAGAGAUCAAGUUAAUCUCAAAACAGGACUGGGAACACGAGUUGGAGAUCUUGCGACAAAUCCUAGAUAAGGGCACCCGUGAAUACGAAGAGUCAGACGUGAAAAGUGCACGUGAUAAGAUCAAAGCUGUUUAUGGUCAAGAUGGAGUAAACAAAACAUUGGAGGAACUAAAGUCUGUGGUCAUCCCAGAUUUGGUAGACAAAACUGAGAAUGGUCCAACAGCCGAAGAGCUGGAGAGAGCAAUCCGCCGCUAUGUAAAAUCAGGGGAGGCAGAUUCCACACAACUGUUCUACUGGCCUCUAGUGAAGUCUGUGACUAUCAAGGUUCCCGGCCACAAUGACAUCCUAGAAAACCUGGUGUUGAUUGAUCUCCCAGGAACAGGAGACAUCAAUAAAAGCAGACGAGAGAUGGGGAAAAACUGUCGGAGAGAGUGCUCCACAAUGUGGAUCCUCAGUGAUAUCAAUCGAGCUGACUCUGAUCAGAGUUCCUGGGAUAUACUCUCAUUCCACCUGAAAGAAAUGAGAGGUGGUGAAUGCAACAGCAUCACUUACAUCUGCACAAAGACUGAUCAGAUGGAUGCAGAAGAUGCAGAUAAUUAUAUGAGCGACAACAAUCUGACAGAAAAAGGCCUGGGAAUCACCCAAGAACAGCUCACCAAGGAUGAGAAGAUCAAAAUUCGUAAAUGCAUAGAACAUAGGAAUAAGCAGUCCAAGGCAGAUGUAGAAAAUACAUUUCUUCCAAAGAUAAAGGCUCACUCCAACGAGGUGGAUUUUAAGAUUUUCACUGUCAGUUCAAAGGGAUUCCAGAAACAGGAUAAUGACUGUGUGUUAUCUGCAGAGGAUACAGAAAUCCCAGCUCUGAGGGAACUGCUACAAGAUCUCAAUGUCAGUUUCUCCAAGAAGAUGGAGGACGAGUACAUCAAGGAAGUUGGGGGGGUUCUGUCCUUGAUCCAAGGCUCAAAGUGUGAUGGACACAUUGAUGUUGAGAUUGCUAAGGAAAAACGUCAGGCUUACAGGACAUUGAACGAAAAACUAACAAAAGCCCUGACUGACUUGUGUCAAUCACUGGAAAAUAAGUACAAUGAUCUGGACCAGUGCCUCUCUAAAUUGGCAAAUGAGUCUAUGGCGGUCUCCCCAAAAGAAGCAGAAGAAAAAGUGAUAAAACCAGAGAGGCCAAACUUCCGGGGGUACCACAGAACUCUGAAAGCGCUGUGUAUGAAAGGAGGAUUUACAAUUUCAAAGGACCCUGAAAGUGGAACAGAGAUAGUCACAGAUCUUAAUGAUGUGCUUGUUUCGCACAUGAAAGUAAAUGUGGACAAAAUAUUUAAUGAUCUGUUUGACAGGAGGCGCUCAAGACAAGCUCAGUUUGUGUUAGCCCUGCUUGAGCAAUUUGACCCCAUCGGUGAAGUUAUGAAGGAAUUCACUCAUUUAAAACUCAUUCUGUUCUUUAUUAAGACUCAGCGGAAUAAGCGAAAGACAGAGCUGAAUGGACACAUUCGUCAAAUGACAAAAGAAAUCUACAACUGUCUCUCAGACACCAUAGAGUCUGUUAUGCUCCCAGUGUAUGAUAAGGCAGCAUCUGAAUCUGGAGAAGGAGCCUUCGGGAGAAUGCAGCAGGUGCUGAGAAAGGGCAUAGAGGAACACAAGGCCACCAUGUACACAGUAGCCAGGCUGAAAAUGCUGGAGAAGUUUGAUCACAUGACGAAUCAUAUUGAGAAAACACUGAGAGAAUUACAGGACAUUGUUGCUGAUGCACUUAGUCUGAGGUUCAGCUUGCCUCUCCCUGAUAUCACUGAGGAGGUGGAAAGGAUGAAAAGAGUUGUAGAGCAAAUACGUGCUUAACUCUCCAACAAUCAACAGUACUGUCAAUCAUCUUGGUUUCUGUGGAAGCCUGUAAUCCCACACAUAUAUCUUUUAUGCUUUUGGUUGUAUCUUCUAAUGCUUAAAAUGCUAAUUUUGUGACAUUGCUAAGAUUUUAAUAUUAAUUGACUAAUCAGUGUCAGUAAGGUUUUAAGGAUUUAAUUCAUAUUAAAGUAGCUAGUGGUGUUAAAAGGGCUUGCUUGAUAUUCAACAUUUAUUGAGGCAGACACAAACUGACUGUACUGUAUAAUGCUAAUGUACAGCUAAUACAUAAAGGCUAAUGUUUUAUGCGUUCUAAUACAUAAAGGCUAAUGUUUUAUGUGUUGAUACCUAUAAUGCAACUCAAAAUUGCAAUGCUAAUGUAACACAUCAAUGCCAAAUGUAAUGGAUGAAC